GCUCACUUGUUUGUGGGAGAAAUUCUUGAUGGUCUAAUUCUUCUGACAAAACGUGGUGACUCCAUUUACUCAUGUGGCAAACUGAAAGACCUUGAGGAGGUAAUGGAUAGUCAUGCACCUUACACUUUUAUCCAUUUAUUUUAUUUCAUUUUUUAAAAGUUGUAUUGAUCAGGGUCAAUUUUCGUCUUAGCAUAUCAUGAUGUCUUAUCAGAGAAGCUUGGCCAAUUAUGUGAAGAAAGGAUACAAUAAUGCAAGAUGGAGGCUCUUCAGAUUUGAGACUGAAAUACUAGAUCUUUCAACAGAGCGGCCUUCUAUUCUAGUGACAGAUUAAUAACUGAUUUCACUCACAGCCAAGUGAAAAAAAUCAUAUUGUUCCCAAGAAGAACUAGUUUUUAUCCAAAAAAAUAAAACUAAACACUGAAUUGAAUAACAAGUCCAAAAACUAGUUCUAUGCAAAUUUAAUGAGAAUCUGUCCUUCUCCUACCCUUACACCACGUUGUUAUGCUCUGCAACAACAACUACAUUAUGAUCUGACACAAACUAUAAAUUUAAGAGGAGUUUUCAUGCUAAUUUCCCUGCAUGCCAGGCCUGCAUGCAGUCUCUUAGGGGCACAAAAUUAUGCUAAAAUCAUUAGUCCUUUUGUCUAUGCACACGUUACAGCAGGGAGCGCAAAAGUGUGACAGCUUUUGAUUUAUUCACAUUCUUUUGUGCAGAUUUAAUCCAAUCAGAAGCCAGCUGGAAACUGUUCUCAACUUCUGAUUGUUUAAUUUCGGCAGGAAAGAAUGUGAAUUCAUUACAGGUGGUCAUGCUUUUAUGCUCCUUGCUGUAAGUACGGUACAGGAAAAGUGAUUAGAGCUUCAUGUCAGCUGAUAAUUAAUAACAAUUAUAAUAAUAGGUCUAUAUUUCAUAAGAUAAACGUACAUAUCCCAUGUUACUUAUGAGUGGUGUUUUAGCUCCCCCAAGAAAAACUGUUAGCUAAAUGUUUCACCCCAUGUUUUACAUUUUGCAGAAAUACUUCUCACAGUUUUUAGUAGUAUUCAACAUAACAUCUGAGGACGAAGGUACAUUAUGAUACUUCUCAGAAAUUUAUUUAACAGUGUUUACUAACUGCAAAAGCUUACUUUUCAAAUUUUGUGAAAGCUGCCUAUAUGGACUGCUACAGGAUCAAAUAAUUAUUAAUAGUCAAACUUUGAGCCACAUGAGAUGGUCAUCAGGAUCAACUAGGAUUGCUAUCCACUGGGAACAUACUGUAGUUUCAGCUAGAAUUUUUGCAGGGAUGCCAUUCUACUCCAGGUUUUCUACUGGGAUAACGUCACCAGUUCCCACCAAUUAAGACUGACUAACCUGAGAUCUGGGCCAAUUUUAGCAGCUACCAUACAGUCUCUCUUACUUGGUCGCACUAAAUUGUUACUCCUCUCAAACCAGAAUUUCAUUUAUAAACUGAAAUGAAAAUAGAGCCUGAUCCCAGGUUUAAAGACUGACUAGCAUUGGCCCAUUGCAUAUUAGGGGUGUCAAUUUUUAAAACUGAGACUUUGCAAAAACUCUGGUUUAAAGUACUGAUAUGUGAUAGAAAAAAGUCCAAGAUGGAAAGAAAACACAAAAACUGCAAGACUUAUUGACUCGAUGCAAAAUUACUUCUCCAUAUUCCAACACCCAUAAUUUAGUGUUUCCAUCUCUCUGCCUUAAUUGUUAAAUCAAAUUUAUCUUAAAUAUCUGUGCUAUGAUAUUUUAAAAUUUACCCCACAGAAUCUAAUCUUUGCCAAAGAGGAUUUGUUCUUCAAACUGGGAAAGAUGCCUCUGAGAACAAGUACAUAAUCUACAGCAAAAGCUUUUGCAGGUAGGUAAAUCUCUGUCAUUAAAUAAUGUUCUCCAAGAAAGGCUGAAUCACCAUUUGAAAUUUUGCUUAAUCAACCAAAACAGUUCCUAGUUGGGAGAAAUCAUCAAAAUUAUUUUUAUAAACCAGCAGCUAGAGCAUGACUACAAACUUGCCAAUUGAAAAUUUAUGACCAGUCUUGUUUAUAGUGAGGAAAGGUCCUAAUAUCUUUUUUAAAAGUUACCAAAAUAAUGAGAACAUGCUUUCCAACUUGAGAAUAGGAAAGUUAACCAACUUAAGUUAAAGUGACCACUUAUUCUUCUUGCACAUAUUAUAACAUCAAGCGAAUAACUGGAAAUUAUGUAAAACACUCAAGUUAAAGGUGAUAACUUAAUUGUUCUGCUUAUCAAUGCCAUUGAUUUUAUUUAUUGCUGAUGCUCUUGGCUUGCUGUCCAGUUCUUGCCAUUGUGGUUGCAAUUUUUUUUGCCAGUGGUACUAACUUGGGUAUUUUUCUCCGCAGUGUUUAUGCAGUGACUCACAAAAAUAGAGGUGGGAUCAUUGUGUGUGAUCUACCUUAUGGUAUACUGGUUGCAACUUACUCAUUCCCAUGCACGAGUGUUAAGGCUAUAGACAUUGUGGAAAAGGCUUGUGAAUUGUUACGGGGCUGAUAAAAGUGUUAAUAAUGCAGUAGACCUUUCAUCACCAAAAUAUGGAUCAAUUCUGUACCAGAAAUAACAUAAGAUGUCAGCUUAAAAGAAAACUAGCACUCUUUAGAAGAAGAAGCCUAUGUCUAGUUGGUUUGACUUCCUGGUAAAGGUAAUCUCCAUUACUAGAUGAUUAAAAUGAUUUUACCAAAAACAAAUUUACCUUGCUGUAUUUUUAUUGGUAAAAUAAUGCUCUUCUUGUACAUUAAAUAUUUUUUUCCAAAUACUUCCAUUAUUCAUUAUUUUUUCUCGUAUCUUCAAAUAAAUCCCUCUUUCAACAUUCAGC
Molecule: messenger RNA, 2803 nt
Organism: Porites evermanni
Lineage: Eukaryota; Metazoa; Cnidaria; Anthozoa; Scleractinia; Poritidae
Source: the annotation of a GenBank genome assembly